Molecule: messenger RNA, 2110 nt
Organism: Anthonomus grandis grandis
Lineage: Eukaryota; Metazoa; Arthropoda; Insecta; Coleoptera; Curculionidae
Product: heparanase-like
Exons: 10
Coding region: 334-1932 (532 amino acids)
Cellular component (GO): extracellular matrix; membrane
Molecular function (GO): hydrolase activity, acting on glycosyl bonds
Source: RefSeq, a predicted model, not a curated record
UAUAAAUAUUUUGCAGUAUAAUAUAUAAUAAUAAUAUAUAUAUAUAUAUAUAUAUAUAGAGGUUAAUUCAUGAAUUAAUUUAUAUGAAAACCCCCAUCAGUGCCAAUUAUUUGAUAAAUUAAUAAUAAAGAACCUACCUUUUUUAAUGAAGUAACUUUUACUUUACAUUAAGCAAGAAUUUAAAAUAUUGCAUUGAUUUUAUUAAAAUGAUCCUAAUCAAAUAUUAAGUGUUUUAAGUACAUAUCUAUCAAUAAUAUCUUAUCAAAAUUUAAAACCUUUUACACAUAUUAUUGACGAUAGUAUUGAACCCAAUAAUUGCUCGAUUGGUACACAAUGAAGUGGUGUCAAGUAGUAAACAUGUUACCGAAAGUACAAGAAUAUUUACUGAAAAAAGCCAAAACAGUCAAAAAACGUGGACUAAGCUACUGCCUCUUAAUAACAGCAAUUUUAUGGCUAGUCCCUAUGGUGAUUGUAGCAGUGAUUUACCGACUUAACAUGACAAACCGAAACUAUUUUACCAUGUAUAUAGACACCCAAGACGACCCUUUUUUCAUAGUAAAUGACAAAUUCAUUAGCCUGGGAUUGGACAGUUCAGUGAUAGCAAGAGGAUUUCCACACUUUAAUAUGACGGAUCCAGUUUUGGUUCAGAUGAUGAAAUACCUGUCACCUGCAUACUUAAGGAUCGGAGGCAACCAAGCAGAUCAAAUUGUGUUUUUGAGAAAUGCAGAUGGAACCUCUGGUGAAGAUGUUCAUGGGCAGUAUAGUAAUUCUUCAAAUGAGUAUUAUUUGAAAGCACCUGACUGGUUAUCACUGUACAAUACAGUCACAAGUGCAAAUCUUAAUAUCAUUUAUGAUCUGAAUUCCUUGCUAAGAAACGAAGACGGUGCUUGGAACGCUACGAACGCGAUAGAAAUGUUGGAAUUUUCAAAAGAACAUGGAUUAUUUGUCAAUUGGGAGUUGGGCAAUGAACCAAAUUCUUAUCCUCACAAGUUCGGCACAUCUGUUAAUGCCACUCAGUUGGGAGAGGAUUAUAAGUUCCUAAGGAGUGUGCUGGAUAAGUAUGAUUUAUAUAAGAAUUCUUACCUUAUCGGCCCAUCUACUACUAGGCUAAGAACUAAGGAUAUCCAAGGGUACUUUAGGGAGUUUUUGCAGAGUGGUUCGGAGGCAGUGAGUGCCAUAACAUUUCAUCAUUAUUAUUUUAGCGGAGAAACGGCAAUUUGGACGGACUUUUUAGAUGUUGAGAAUUUUGAUUAUUUAGCUUCUUGCAUUGAUACUGUAAAGGAUGUUUUGGGUUUAAUACCGGAUUUGGAUAAACCACUUUGGAUAGGUGAAACUGCUGAUGCAUGGCACGGUGGUGCCCCAAAUUUAACCGACAGAUACAUCGGAAGUUUCCUUUGGUUGGACAAGUUGGGCCUUAGCGCCAAAAUGGGGAUCGACGUAGUUGUCAGACAAAGCAUCUUUAAUGGUCAUUAUGCUUUGAUGAAUGAUUCUUACUAUCCGAACCCAGACUGGUGGCUCAGCAUAUUGUACAAAACCUUAGUCAGUCCAAAAGUUCUCGCUACCACAAGCGAAGGAGAUUUGAACAUAAGACUGUACGCCCAUUGUGCCAAAGAUAAUCCUUUAUGGAGUAAUAAAUCUGCUAUAGUAGUGUUUGGGGUUAAUUUGAGUUUCGAAAAAGGCUUCGUUCAACUGAAAGAACUGCGUGCGGAUCCUCAAAUAUUCGUGUACGAGUUUACGUCUGAAUCGACCCUUUUUUCUCAAUUCGUUCAGUUGAACAACGUGACCCUACUGCUUGAAUCAAACUUGAUUUUGCCCGAUUUUGAACCUCGAGUGGUCGAACAGCAGAGUUUCGAUUCUUUGGAAAUGCGACCUCUCUCUAUAGUGUUUUGGGUGUUCGCUAAUACGAACGUAGAUGCUUGUAAGUUGCCGUGAAGUGCAUUAAUAAAACGGCAGGACAAUCAGUUUAACCUGUUAAAUGAGGAGGAGGGAGGUAAAAAAAGCAACUAAAUUUUUGUUUUUUUUUAUAAGUUUUUAAUAGUACAGUGAGUUAAAGCGUUAAAAUAAUGUUAUAAAAAGGAUAUAAUAUACAAUAUAUUAAUUUAUACUAAAA